AUGUUUUGGGGCAAUGGUGGGGGAAGAUACGGAAAGAUAUUCAAGACGAGCGUGGCGGGGAGGGCGGUGGUGAUGUCGGUGGAUCCGGAUUUCAACCACUUCAUACUCCAGCAGGAAGGCAAGCUGGUGGAGCUGUGGUACAUGGAUUCCUUCGCCGAGCUCGUCGGCCAGCGCGGCCCGCUGAAGGAAGCAGCCGUAGCCGGGAACCUGCACAAGAACCUGAAGAAGCUGAUUCAGGAGCACAUUGGCAUCGAGAGCUUGAAGGGAGAGUUGUUUGGUCUCGUGGAUCAAGUCAUGACGAUGGAUUUGAGCUUCGGUAUAAUGCUAGGUUACGACCCUCUAAACACCGACCCAAAUCUGAGCAAGAUGUUCACCGAAUUCCGACGAGGCAUGCUCUCCUUCCCUCUCAAGUUACCCGGCACCGUUCUUCACUCCUGCUUGCAAAAUCAGAAGAAAAUUAUUACGAUGAUUAUGAAUACAAUGAAGUCGAAACGAGAUCAACAAUGCGAUUCAUCGUCAUCAAGUUCUGCUGCCGAAACAGGAACUAAUUACGACAUGUUGGAUCGUCUCAUCGACGACAAGAAAAUACAGACGUCCAUGAACGAUAGAGCCAUCGGUUACGUGAUAUUUGCUCUUCUAUUCGCCAACGGCGAGGCGCUUCCCAGCGUUUUGAUGUUGGUGAUGAAGCUGUUGCUCGCGAAUCCGCUUGCUAUGGAAGAACUUGUGGUUAUCAAUGAAAUACUUCGAAUAAAUGGUUCGAUAGGGCUCAUAAGAAGGGCAAUUGAUGAUAUUUACGUAAACGGGUAUGUGAUUCCGAAAGGAUGGACGAUUGCCGUCAUGUCAACGGCGGUUCAAUUGAAUCCAGAUUUUUAUGACGAUCCUCUCUCUUUUAACCCAUGGAGAUGGAAGGGGGCCAAUGCAAGCUCAAAAACCUUCAUACCAUUUGGAGGAGGAAUGAGGACAUGUGUUGGAGCUGAUUACAGUAAAGUGCUCAUGGCCAUCUUUGUGCAUAACCUUGUCACCAAAUACAGGUGUGCUUCCUGCUGUGCGUUGGAGUUCCGCCUAGAGCCCUGA
Linum tenue is the source of this 1074-nucleotide messenger RNA. The record is from the annotation of a GenBank genome assembly. Lineage: Eukaryota; Viridiplantae; Streptophyta; Magnoliopsida; Malpighiales; Linaceae.